Pan troglodytes (chimpanzee) is the source of this 3461-nucleotide messenger RNA. It is a transcript of the gene FCER2, whose product is annotated as Fc epsilon receptor II. The record is from RefSeq and is a predicted model, not a curated record. Lineage: Eukaryota; Metazoa; Chordata; Mammalia; Primates; Hominidae. The coding region runs from base 1680 to 2645 and encodes 321 amino acids. The transcript has 11 exons.
GGGGAUGGGGAGAAGCAGGUUAUUUUUUUGAGACGAGCCAGGCCCUGGUGCUGGGUGAGCGGUGGGGUGGAAGAUCCGGAAGUGCUUGGACAAGGCCUGGGCCUGGGCCGGGGUGUCUGGGUGGAUGGACGGACUGUCCCACCAAUGGGGACACAGGAGGAGGAGGAGGAGGAAGCUUGGGAAUAAGUCCAGCUGGGCCAUGUUGUGAGGACAUGGGGAUGAAGUCUUAGUUCCAGGAUGGGGCUGGGAUGGAGUUUGGUGUUUCUUUUCUGUUUUUCUUUCUUUUUUCUUUUCUUUUUUUUUAUUUUUGUGAGACAGAGUUUAGCUUUUGUUGCCCAAGCUGGAAUGCAAUGGCGUGAUCUCGGCUCACUGCAACCUCUGCCUCCCGGAUUCAAGCGAUUCUCCUGCCUCAGCCUCCCGAGUAGCUAGGAUUACAGGUGCCCACCACCAUGCCCGGCUAAUUUUUUUUUUUUUUUUUGUAUUUUCAGUAGAUACAGGGUUUCACCAUGUUGGCCUUGAACUCCUGACCUCAGGUGAUCCACCUGCCUCGGCCUCCCAAAGUGCUGGGAUUACAGGCGUGAGCCACUGUGCCCGGUCUCUCCCUCUCUCUUUCUCUCUCUCUUUCUUUCUUUCAUCUCACUAUGUUGCCCAGGCUGAUCUUGAACUCCUGGGUUCAAGUGAUCCACUCACCUCUGCCUCCCCAGUAGCUGGGAUCACAGGCAUGCACCACCAUGCCCUGCUAGUUUUUAUAGUUUUUGUAGAGACAACGGCUUGCUAUGUUGUCCAGGCUGGUCUUGAACUCCCAGGCUCAAGUGAUCCUCCCACCUCAGCCUCCCAAAGUGCUGGGAUUACAGGCGUGAGCCACCGUGCCCAGCCAAAACUGUCCAUAUUUGACCUGAAUAUUAUCUCACGUAUCUUUCUUUUUCCCUCGCUUCCCUCCUUCCCUCCUACUCCUCCUUCUCCCUCUCCUUCCUUCUGUCUUUUUUCCCCCUUCCUCUGCCUCUCUCUCCUCUUCCGUUUUUUCUUGCUGGGACUCAAACCUGGGACAUUUGACCUGGGAGCCUAUUUGCUCAAUCAUCAAGAGACUUAAUCUCAUGGUGGGGUGUCUGCUGGUAAGUGCCGGGUGGCAGGAUCCCAACUCCAGGCCGUCCUUCUAACCCAAGAGGCCCUGCCUCUGCCUAGAGCCUUUCGUGGCUCCCCAGGGCCCUCUGUGAUCGGCCAUAGUGGUAUAAUGAUUCAGUGUGCAGUAACAGUGGUUCACAUCUUGAUGCUACCACUCACCUCCUUCAGCCCUUUGGGAACUUGCUGCUUAACAUCUCUAGUUCUCACCCAAUUCUCUUACCUGAGAAAUGGAGAUAAUAAUAACACGGACUUCACCCGGGUGUGGGGAGCACCAGGAGAGGCCAUGCGUGUAAUGUUAUCCGGGUGGCAAGCCCAUAUUUAGGUCUAUGAAAAUAGAAGCUGUCAGUGGCUCUACUUUCAGAAGAAAGUGUCUCUCUUCCUGCUUAAACCUCUGUCUCUGACGGUCCCUGCCAAUCGCUCUGGUCGACCCCAACACACUAGGAGGACAGACACAGGCUCCAAACUCCACUAACCAGAGCUGUGAUUGUGCCCGCUGAGUGGACUGCGUUGUCAGGGAGUGAGUGCGCCAUCAUCGGGAGAAUCCAAGCAGGACCGCCAUGGAGGAAGGUCAAUAUUCAGAGAUCGAGGAGCUUCCCAGGAGGCGGUGUUGCAGGCGCGGGACUCAGAUCGUGCUGCUGGGGCUGGUGACCGCCGCUCUGUGGGCUGGGCUGCUGACUCUGCUUCUCCUGUGGCACUGGGACACCACACAGAGUCUAAAACAGCUGGAAGAGAGGGCUGCCCGGAACGUCUCUCAAGUUUCCAAGAACUUGGAAAGCCACCACGGUGACCAGAUGGCGCAGAAAUCCCAGUCCACGCAGAUUUCACAGGAACUGGAGGAACUUCGAGCUGAACAGCAGAGAUUGAAAUCUCAGGACUUGGAGCUGUCCUGGAACCUGAACGGGCUUCAAGCAGAUCUGAGCAGCUUCAAGUCCCAGGAAUUGAACGAGAGGAACGAAGCUUCAGAUUUGCUGCAAAGACUCCGGGAGGAGGUGACAAAGCUAAGGAUGGAGUUGCAGAUGUCCAGCGGCUUUGUGUGCAACACGUGCCCUGAAAAGUGGAUCAAUUUCCAACGGAAGUGCUACUACUUCGGCAAGGGCACCAAGCAGUGGGUCCACGCCCGGUAUGCCUGUGACGACAUGGAAGGGCAGCUGGUCAGCAUCCACAGCCCGGAGGAGCAGGACUUCCUGACCAAGCAUGCCAGCCACACCGGCUCCUGGAUUGGCCUUCGGAACUUGGACCUGAAGGGGGAGUUUAUCUGGGUGGAUGGGAGCCACGUGGACUACAGCAACUGGGCUCCAGGGGAGCCCACCAGCCGGAGCCAGGGCGAGGACUGCGUGAUGAUGUGGGGCUCCGGUCGCUGGAACGACGCCUUCUGCGACCGUAAGCUGGGCGCCUGGGUGUGCGACCGGCUGGCCACAUGCACGCCGCCAGCCAGCGAAGGUUCCGCGGAGUCCAUGGGACCUGAUUCAAGACCAGGCCCUGACGGCCGCCUGCCCGCCCCCUCUGCCCCUCUCCACUCUUGAGCAUGGAUACAGCCAGGCCCAGAGCAAGACCCUGAAGACCCCCAACCACGGCCUAAACCCUCUUUGUGGCUGAAAGGUCCCUGUGACAUUUUCUGCCACCCAAACGGACGCAGCUGACACAUCUCCCGCUCCUCUAUGGCCCCUGCCUUCCCAGGAGUACACCCCAACAGCACCCUCUCCAGAUGGGAGUGCCCCCAACAGCACCCUCUCCAGAUGAGAGUAUACCCCAACAGCACCCUCUCCAGAUGAGAGUAUACCCCAACAGCACCCUCUCCAGAUGGGAGUGCCCCCAACAGCACCCUCUCCAGAUGAGAGUACACCCCAACAGCACCCUCUCCAGAUGAGAGUAUACCCCAACAGCACCCUCUCCAGAUGAGAGUAUACCCCAACAGCACCCUCUCCAGAUGGGAGUGCCCCCAACAGCACCCUCUCCAGAUGAGAGUAUACCCCAACAGCACCCUCUCCAGAUGAGAGUAUACCCCAACAGCACCCUCUCCAGAUGAGAGUAUACCCCAACAGCACCCUCUCCAGAUGGGAGUGCCCCCAACAGCACCCUCUCCAGAUGAGAGUACACCCCAACAGCACCCUCUCCAGAUGAGAGUAUACCCCAACAGCACCCUCUCCAGAUGAGAGUAUACCCCAACAGCACCCUCUCCAGAUGGGAGUACACCCCAACAGCACCCUCUCCAGAUGCAGCCCCAUGUCCUCAGCACCCCAGGACCUGAGUAUCCCCAGUUCAGGUGGUGAGUCCUCCUGUCCAGCCUGCAUCAAUAAAAUGGGGCAAUGAUGGCCUCCCACAUUUGUCCCCUUCUUGGA